Callithrix jacchus (white-tufted-ear marmoset) is the source of this 5557-nucleotide messenger RNA. RefSeq lists its product as uncharacterized. Gene Ontology annotation, molecular function: sphingomyelin phosphodiesterase D activity. Gene Ontology annotation, biological process: glycerophospholipid catabolic process; ceramide biosynthetic process; sphingomyelin catabolic process. The record is from RefSeq and is a predicted model, not a curated record. NCBI's taxonomy places the organism in Eukaryota, Metazoa, Chordata, Mammalia, Primates, Cebidae.
CUUCACCUUGACGCUGAGGGCAGAGGCACUUCUCUCUGGCAGCUCAGUGACAGGCAGCUCAGGCAGUUCACGCUUGCCUUGGGCACCACGUAGGAUGAGAAUGGAAAGAAGCAGCUCCCCGACUACAUCGUGGAUCAUCAUUGGGCUGUGCAGGUUUGAAAUUGAGUACGAGGGAGACCCAGAGCUACAGCCCAUCUGGAGCUAUGAGAUCGCCAGCUUGGUUUGUGCACUCUUCAGGCUAUUGUCUGCCAUCAACCACAGAGUUCCUGGGGAGUGGUUCCUGCAGCCACAGAAGCAUCUGGAGGAAACAGAACUGAGAAGGCAGGGCAGAUGUGGUGAAGCAAAGAAGUGGCUGCCAGGCUCAACAGCCAUGCUCUGUGACAGCACAGCUCAGUACCGGCUCCUCCCUCCCUCCACCAAGGACUCACGGCCAAGCCAGCUCUCAGGAACUUUUUUCCAGUAUCCAUUUGGGUACUCUGCUGCAUCAAGCUCAGGAGCCAGCUUGCCAGCAGCCCCUCAGGCCUGGCCUGUCCACUGGCUGGUCUUGAGGUGGGCAGAGUGGGUUGUGGUGCCUCCUCUCCCUGUGUGGGACCAGUAUGGUGGCUCAACCUCCACUCUAGGGAAGAAUCAAAGUUUCUAAGAGCCCUGAAAACACUAGAGAGUGGCUCUCUGCUUACACAUCAGAUGCAAAUAAAGAGAGAGUGGCUCUCCUCUGAUUCUUCACUGUGAGUGAGGGGCAUUCAUUCUUCAUGUUCUCCCAGCUGUUCCAAGACUGGGCCAUAGAAUUUCAUGCUUCAGGAGCCUGAGAUUCUCCAGAGCCCGGGUGCUUCACUACAGACUGCAGUCCAUCGAGCACAUCACCCAGAGCAGCAGCCAGCUCGUGCCUUGUCACAGGUGGGUGCUGGUCUUCAGGCGCUGGGGACACUGCUGGGUUGAUGGGGUCAGAUCCUGCCAGUUUCUGCUCUGCAGCCAAAGAUGGUCAGAAGCAUCACAUCUUCACUAACAUCAAGUAUUCAAAACUAUGGAUUCCCUGACAGAAACCAGCAUGGGGUCUCCUACACCUUCAUUCCCCCACAGACACCAGGGAGAACAGCAUCUUGGUGGUGAUUUUCAAACCAAGCCUUUGUUUUCAGCGUGGGGUGGUGGGGAUUUGCUUUAAUGUUUUUCAAACUGUAAAUGUUUUGGGCUUUGUAUUUAGAUAUAAACUCAGAAUAAUGGCAUUUUAGGACUUGUGACCAAAAAUCAAACCAAACUUGUAACUCAACCAUGGAUCUGAAUAAAGUUGUCCUUGCUUCUGAGUCUUCUGGCACCUGGGCUCAGUCUCCAGGAGGUUCACCCCAAAGGGUCUCUGAGCAUGCAGGGGUUGCAGAAAUAGCCAUUGGAUAUUAAUAAUGGCUGAUCAAUAUUUUGUGUAUUUAAAAUGGAGAACUCUAUAAAUAUUUAUUGAGUUUACUUGUUCUGGAUCUGAGUUGAAGUCCUGGAUAUCCUUAUUAAUUUUCUGUCUCGUUGAGUCUAAAUCUCGUUAUGGGUCUUAUGUAUCUGGGUAUCAGGAUCUCUUACUGUUGCAUUGAUCCUUUUACCACUGUAUCUGUGUUGCUUUGAAAUCUAUUUUAUCAAAUGUGAGAAUUGCAACUCCUGCUUUUUGUUUAUUUAUUUGUUUUUGCUCUCCAUUUGGUUGGUAAAUUUUUCUCCAAACCUUUGUUUUGAGUCUUUGUGUAUCUUUGGAUAUACUAUUAGGUUUUGGCUGUAUCUUUUGAUUGGGGGAUUUAGUCGAUUUAAAUUUAGGGUUACUGCCAUUUGAUGUUAACUGGCUAUUUUAUCCAUUCGUUGAUGUAAAUUCUUCUUUAUGUUGAUGCUCUUUGCUUUUUGGUAUGUUUUUAGAAAGGCUCAUACUGGUUUUUUUUUUUUUUCUAUGUAUAAUGCUUCUUUCAGAAGUUCUUGUAAAGCAGGCCUGGUGAUAAUAAAAUCUCUGAGUACUUGCUUGUUCAUAAAAGAUUUUAUUUUUCCUUCAAUUUUGAAGCUUAGUUUGGCAGGAUAUGAGAUUCUAGGCUGAAAGUUCUGUUCUUUAAGUAUGUUGAAUAUUGGCCCCCACUCUCUUCUGGCUUAUAGGGUUUCCGCUGAGAGAUCUGCUGUAAGUCUAAUAGGCUUCCCUUUAUGGGUAACCUGGUCUUUCUCUCUGGCUGCCCUUAGUAUUUUCUCCUUCGUUUCGAUCCUGGUGAAUCUAACGAUUAUGUGCCUUGGGGUUGCUCUUCUUGAGGAAUAUCUUUGUGGUGGUCUCUGUAUUACCUGGGGUUGAAUAGUGUCCUGCUCUGCUAGAUUGGGAAAAUUUUCCUGGAUAAUAUCCUGAAAAGUAUUUUCCAGCUUGGAUUCAUUCUCUCCAUCACAUUCAGAUACACCAGUCAAAUGUAGAUUGGGUCUUUUCACAUAGUCCCAUAUUUCUUGGAGACUUUGCUCAUUCCUUUUCAUCCUUUUUUCUCUAUUCUUGUCUUGUCGUUUUAUUUCAUUAAGUUGGUUUUUGACCUCUGAUGAUAUCCUUUUUUCUGCUUGAUCCAUUCUGCUAUUUAAACUUGUGCAUAUUUCACUAAGUUCUCGUGUUGUAUUUUUCAACUCCUUUAGUUCAUUUAUAUUCCUCUCUAUAUUGUCUAUUCUUUUCAGCAUUUCAUCAAACCUUUUUUCAAAGUUCUUAGUUUCUUUACAUUGGGUUAGAACAAGUUCUUUUAAAUACCUUUUUUAAAGAUAGGAAUUUUGGAUGAUCCUCCAUUCUUCUCCAGACUAAAAGAAAAACAUUUUUAUCAUUAUUAAAAUAAAUACAUAAUGCACCCAGAAAAAAUAUAUGAAGAAAUAAUGGUACCAGGUUUAAUGCCUAAUGACCUAAUUCAUACAUGUUACCUCCACUAACUGCAUGUUACAUGUAAGUAUUUUAUAUUCAGUCACUUAUUUACUCAUUUACUCUAAGCAUUUGGAACAUUAAAUCUGCUUGAAGUGAUCAGGGGAAGUGUUACGGAAGAAGAGACUUCAGCUGGGUUUUGAAGAAGAUAGGUCUGAAAAAGGGGUAUAUUUUUCUACUUCCCACGAAGUCAUCCCAUGGGCUAGCCGUGGGAGUCACUGUGUAAAAUACUACUUACAUUAUUUGUUGUAAUUUUUUGAACCAGUGAAAAUAAUUUAGCAUUAUCAAUUACAACAGUUAUAAUAUAGGUUCCUUGGCUUAUCAUAAAAUUAGGUCACCCGUUUCAGACUUUCAGUUUUUUUAAACAAAGUAGAUCCAAAGAUGUACUCAUCAUUCUCUGUACUUAAAAUUGCUGGAGAAUCUAUGUUUGUACAUGGUUAUCUACAAUCAUAGAUAACCAUGAUGCUCUAUUGGAUCCUAUUCUUUUCCAUUAUCAUAGAGUUAAUCAUGUAUUUUGAGUAGUUCUAUUUCCUAUGUAUGAAUAUCACUACUUGCAGAGAAAACUUGUAAUUCAAUUCCAUUUACAGAACAGAUAAUUUACCCAUAGUAAAGAGAUUCUCCUCUCUUCCUCUUUAGGGGGGACUUAAGUUUGUGAUGAAACCACAACAGUGAGUUGAAAUCCUCUGAAUUAAGUCCCUGGAAAACUUCACCAUAAUUUUAACCACUAAGCCUAACUUAGCCCUGUUUCUACCCUGGGAAUUUGGCCUAGUCUAGAAGACCCAUUUGAUGCUAAGGUCGGGGUGAUGCUCUUGUCUCAGAACUGUCAAAUGUACCCCUAGUCUACUAAAAAGUGACUUCUUGAAUCAGAUGUGGUGGUCACCAGUCUCCCAAAAACUUCCUAAAAUAUGAAUAAUCCUGGCCAGAGAGGAUCUUCAAGAUCUAGGUGUAUUCUUGUCUGCACCCACAACUCUGGUGCUAAGUUGCAAUUAAAACAGGUUUUGGCAAUGGCCAUUUAGAAUAAAGUUUAUCCUCUGCUAUAUAGAAGAUAUAUUCAUAUAAAGAAUAGUUCCUCUUGUUUGCUCUUACUAAACCUCCUUAAAGUUUCCUCUAUCAAUAAUUUGACUACUGCGACUUCUAAUAUAGGACCAUACCUUAUGGGAGGAAGUUUCACCAUUUGUUGCAUUUGAAAUUCCUUCAAAAAUGCUGGGUUAAUACUCGCAUCUCUGCUGAUAUUAUUUUUUAAUACAAAUGAACUGAUUAGGUUUAUCCCUGCAUUCCUUUAAUAGGAUGCGGAAAGCAUUUGCACUAUAUGUUAGGUAGCCAAGAGCAGUGGAACAAGCUGAAUGAACCUAAAUGAAGAAACAUUUCUUUCUUAACCAAUGGGCUUUGUUCUUAAAAUAUCUUAGUGAUCUAAUUAGCUACUGCAUAGGAAAGUCUCUGUAAGGGAGGGAGCAAGUGUAAGCAAAUAUGUAUGCAAACAAAUGGCAAUGUAUAGAUGGAAGCUUAACAGUCAUAUUUUUACCAAGAGCUGUCAACUGCCAUUGAUUUCUGUUAGUUCUCAAUCUUAACUACAUUUUAGAACCUUUCAGAAUUUUUUUUUUUUAAAGCCCACCAAAUAAAUCAAAAUGUUUUGAGGGUAGAAUCUGGGCUUUUUUCCUUCUUUUUUUACGGUGUGACAGGUAAUUCUAAUGUACUGCCCAAGAAAGAACCUUUGAGUUUGAACUAAGGCAGUGGAGCACAACCCUGACAGUCCAUUAGCAUCACCCAUAUAACUGACAGUUAUGCCUGGGUUCCACCCCUAGAAACUCUUAUUUAAUUAUUUUGUUUAUAGUUCUCACAGAAAUAGGACCAGAUACUUUGACUGGAGAAUAGCUAAGUGGUACAUGUAGGAAACCUGAACUCUUGGCAACAGAAAUCUUAGGGAAAGCAACUCAUUUAUUUACUUAUUACUUUUUUUUUUUUUAACAUUUAGAUGUUACUAAAGCAACUCACUUUUCCACUGUUCAAAACAAAGAAAGAAGCGCAAGUAUCAGACCACAGGACUCUAGAAAAAAAUAGUUCUUUGAGGAAAAUUCCCUCUGUCUAUGACCCAUAGGUUGGUCAUAAGACUAAUUAAGUAAAGUAUGCUCCUGGGCAGUUGUUAUGGAAUAUGAUAGGUGGUAGCAUAAAAAGUUUCAUCAAGUAAACAUAUUGGUCUUUAUGUUGGCAUCCAGUUGCUCUGUAUGCUCAUAUGUCUUCUACACCUUGAACCCUGGACCUGCAGUUCAGCUGCUGGGAACUUGUUAGAAAUGCAAAUUCUAGGGCCCACCUCAAAUGUACUGGCUCAGAAACUCCAGGAAUGGGGCCAAGCAAUCUAACAGGCCCACCAGGUGAUUCUGAUACACUCUAAAGGUGGAGUAACACUGCUUUAGACCUUAGUGGAAGAGAGUUGGGGAACACUCAGAGGCAAGCCACUGCUGUGACCAGCACAGCCUCUUACACACACCCUUACAUCUAACCCUGCUUGGCACAUAAGGAAAACUAUCCUAUGUAUUCCAUUUUCAUUCAUUUCAAAUCAUAGAAAUGACUUAGAUCAGAGUCAUCUGUUUUUGUUACUUGACAAACAUUUUAAUUAUAAAUUUCUUUGUCAUCAAUGUAUUUAUAAAUUGACUCUUAAUUCCAGCAUUUAGA